This is a messenger RNA of Lytechinus variegatus (green sea urchin), 2165 nucleotides long. RefSeq lists its product as uncharacterized. Bases 1 to 903 code for a protein of 300 amino acids. NCBI's taxonomy places the organism in Eukaryota, Metazoa, Echinodermata, Echinoidea, Temnopleuroida, Toxopneustidae. The record is from RefSeq and is a predicted model, not a curated record. The transcript is spliced from 6 exons.
AUGUCUCCUACAGGAUUUGAAAUCAGCAUAGCGGAUGAAGCAGAAAUAGAGGAGAAGCGAAUCGAUCCCACAAAAUUGGCGAAAGAGCUCGGUGUUUCUGAUGAUACCACGCCAUUGGAUCUUGAUGGAACAAAAGAGAGCUGUCAAUAUGUACUUCAAAGAUGGAGAAACAUUGUACGGCCUUCAUCAUUCAACCAUCGCAUGGUUUUGGCUGAUACUCUGCACAAUCUUGGCGAGAAGGAGCUUGCACUCGGUAUUAUCUCAGGAAAGUUCCGGAACAACAUCAUAAACAGCCGAGUAUCAAAAAUGCUAGCAAGAACCAUUCCAGAGGGAGAAACGGAUGUACUGACUAGAGUUCUUGGCAAGGAGAUGAAAAAAGAUCUAACCCCUUGUGAUGUUAUAACCGCCUGGGUGACUGAAAAAAGGUUUUUCGGGUUUCUUGAAAAAAGUCCAAUAACAUUGAGCAACGAACUUCUCAAAGCAGGAUUCUAUCCAUUUGCUCAUGAGAUAAUGGCAGGUGGAUGGAAAGGAAAGGAGGCGAUCAAACAAACUCCAGGAGACGAGGCUGGAGAUAAGAAGAAUGAAGAUAGCAUGAGUCGUGAUGUUACACAGGCAGAUCCAGAUGAAUUGAAAGAAAAAAAGGAGACUGCCAAAGCAGGAAGUCAAGGAGAGGAUGUUGUAAGCAAGAAGAAUGAUGAUAACAUGACUCAUGAUCUUAAAUCUACGAAGGAAGGCCCAGGUACAGGCAAUACCAAGAAGAAAACAGAGGAUAAUACGAGUGAUAACAAUUCAGAACAACUUUCUAAAAGCUCGGAACAAUAUGAUCAUUGGGGUAAAGGUCUUACUAGCCAUGCUAGCAGUGGGGAUGCACAUACGAUGACAAGAGGUACAUUUCGUGUUUAACCGUCGACAUGACUACUGAGUGCUGAUGUGAAGUUAUAUUUCUAGCUGAUGAACUUGCAGAACAUGCCAGAGACGAUCUAUUCUCUGACAGUACAACACACCUCGUACAAAGGAUCUGCUGAUACCCUCUGCAUUUUUUUUACCUUUGAUUUUAUUUCAGUUUGUUGUAUCAAUACAUGUUUGAGUAGAUGAUGAGCUAUUUCACUUCAGUCGAUUCCACAGUGUGGUGUGAUCCAUUCUGGGUUUACAAACACACGACUAACAUGACUAAGGUACCAUUGAAAUCUCGAGAGGGGCAAUUUUGGCGAGAGAAAUGAGCGAGCCCCAAUUGAGCCAUGCCAUGAAUAAGUUAUAUUAUUCAAGAUAUGGUAAAAAAAAGGACACAUAUGAACUAGUUCUAAACCAUUUUUUAGCAUCUGGUACCAUACAUGUAUGUCUGUAAAUCUACAAUUGGUAUCAUACCCAAUCGAAAAUUGGUCUUUCUCGGCAUUUAUGUUCAUUCGUCAACACAGGUUUUCAAUAAUAUAUUGAUGUACACACGAGCUCACAGGAAGCUAUUGAAACUUGUAUCUGUAUAAGGUGAAUGUGCACUUAACGCUUUAACGAUGUCGAAAAUCCCAAAAGAAAUGAAAACAAGAUAAUUCUCAAGAUUUUCACACAUUCAUCUACCACAUACUUUUUAAAUUUUUUUGGGCUCUCGACUGUUGCAAAAAAUCAUCCCAAAUGGGACACGUCGCUGUUGCCAUAGUAGCAACAACAAUUUUGCGCACGAACCGCAUGUCUAAUGUCCCCGUUGUGGAUGCGAAAAGUCCGGUAGUUAAAAGAUACAUGUACGGGGGAAAAUAAAAAGAAGAGCUUCCUAUUCCAUUCAUUUAACAUGUUCAAAUAAAUGGUGCUUUAAGACAUUGCGUCCCAUUUUUUGUCUUUGGUUUUGAAAAGUUCCGUAAGAGGUUAACAUGUUUCUUAGUUCAUAUUGUGAGUUAACGGCUUUGUAACAAUGUGAUGUAAUUGUACAUUUCUAACUGUUACCCUUCGCCCCCAAAAUAUGCCACUGCCAGACCAUUAUUAUUUACGACAUAUUGACGUGCGGUAGUAAAAAGGCAGGCAACAUUGCUUAUUUGUGUACCUAUCAUAUUCAAGGCGCUAGGAUACAUGGCUUCAUGCGAAAUACAAAUAGUAGUUCCAUAAAUGUCAUAAAUGGUGUUCUAAAAGAAAAUUGUUUGCUGAUUAAAAUGAUUUAAUGCUGCUCAUAUGAUGUUUUU